GAAACGGUCGACCAUUUGCGUGUUCCAAGAGCGCCACCGCGAUGCCCAUCUCGCAUUUUGCAGAUGCCAUCAAGAAGGUCACGUCGAUGUUUGCAGUGCAGUCGCGCAUUGGGUCUGUCGUCCACAACGCCGCUUUGCACGAAUCCCACACAACGCUCGGGUGGAAGUCGCUUGUCGUGAGUUUGACGCACGUGCCGGGGGCGCAGCAUCGCAUCGUUGUCAAAGUCGCUGUCCCGCUCAAGAUUCGUGCGCAGGUGCUCAAGAAGCAACCUCACUUGGUCGCGAUCACGGCCGGUCCGGGCGGGAUCUGGAUCGUUGAAAAGAUCACCGCCGACGGCCGAGAGAUUCAGUGCCGGAGCGCCAUCCCGUCCGACACUGGCACGUUUGAGUGGGAGGCGGCGCCCGGCGUUGACGGCGACAAUAUGAUUGUGCGCAACGUCACGACCGCUUCCAACGUCCCUGUCGAGGUCGCGCUCACGACGCCGCUCAACUUUGAAAGCCGCUUGACCGUGUUUAGCCUGUUCGAUGUCAACACGGUGGGCCAAGUGUUUCGCGCCGAUGCGCGGUUGGAACUGAUGCUUCCCAACAUUAGCCUGGCCAACGUCAAGCGCGAGUACGUCGAGAGCUUUCUCAACGCGCUGGGCAUUCACGAAGGCCACGCGGUGCAGUUUUUGAACGUUGUCGACAGUGUCGGCGAAAUCACACACUCGAGCGAGUAUGUCGAAAACGCGCUGCAGAGCGACACGCACAUGGACUACCGGCUGUACUAUCGCAUCCGGGCCAUCUUGACAGGCCAGUUUGUCCUGCACGCGUUCCCGUUUGACCAGCAAGAGAUGACCAUUCCGAUUCAACUGCAUCUGCCCAAGGAACGCGCUGUCCUUGCCGUGAAUUACCGCAACCCGAGCAUUUUCCAAGUGACCAACUUCCAGUUGUCAAACGUGUUUCACGUGGCGACGGGCAACUACGUGGUCGCGACCGCGUUUUUCAGCGACAUCAACGAAAGCACGACGGCUAAGAUUUACCCGCGCAUGAACUUUUCCAUCAUCUUGCAGCGCCGCGGCGGGUACUACAUCACGCACAUUGUGAUUCCGGUGACGCUGAUCACGUACAUGGGGUUUCUGAGCUUUUGUUUGGACAACGAAGGCAAGACGAUCGAAACGGGCGAGCGCCUCUUGAUCUCGCUCACGAUGGUCUUGACGGCCGUCACGUACAAGUUUGUCGUAGCCGGCGCGAUCCCGCAAAUCUCGUACCUGACCAUGCUCGACCACUACGUCACGUUUAGCUUUUACUACGUGUGCGCGAUCUCGGUCGCGAAUGCAUUUGUCACGAUGGGCCACGAAGACGAGCACGCGGCGUUCCACGUGAUGGUCAUCAUGGCGGCCGUGUACACGACGUACAAUAUUCUGUGGGCCGUGUACUUUUGGUUGUGGAUUCGGCGGCGCGACCGCGCCAACGAGGCGAUGCUAAAUUAUCACCGGGUGCGGCUGAUGGUGACCAAGACGUUUCCGAAUUCGAAAGCCGGGUUCCAAGGACGCAUGUUUGCCGAAAUGAUGAGGGAACUUGGCAUCAACGAAGCCCCCGUCAAUGCGCACGCCGCGCCCCACAAAAAAGAUCCCCCCAUGGACCACAAAGUGAGCAUCUUGCACCCGACACAUCACGCGAUCAAGAAAAUUCACCACUCGAUCAAACACAACAUUUCAGGACCGCUCGAAGGCCAUUUACAUGGAUAAUUUUGGAAUACAUGGGAGGCCGACCCCACCUCCCAUCCAUG
Messenger RNA from Aphanomyces invadans, 1771 nucleotides. RefSeq lists its product as hypothetical. Gene Ontology annotation, molecular function: neurotransmitter receptor activity; transmembrane signaling receptor activity; extracellular ligand-gated monoatomic ion channel activity. The coding region runs from base 42 to 1730 and encodes 562 amino acids. The record is from RefSeq and is a predicted model, not a curated record. Gene Ontology annotation, biological process: chemical synaptic transmission; nervous system process; monoatomic ion transmembrane transport. Gene Ontology annotation, cellular component: membrane; neuron projection; synapse. The transcript is spliced from 3 exons. Lineage: Eukaryota; Oomycota; Saprolegniomycetes; Saprolegniales; Verrucalvaceae.